Triticum turgidum subsp. durum (durum wheat) is the source of this 1440-nucleotide messenger RNA. The record is from the annotation of a GenBank genome assembly. Lineage: Eukaryota; Viridiplantae; Streptophyta; Magnoliopsida; Poales; Poaceae.
AUGGGCUUCCAGGUGGCGGCCGUCGUGCCAUCGCCGUGCCCGCCCUCGACUUCCUCGCGGUCCCCGUUCCUCGGUGGCGGCGGCGGCUGCGGCAUGCUCGCGAGAUCCUGGGCGCCCGGCGGUCUUGUGUCGCGCCGGCGAGGCGAGGGGCGGCCAGCGAGGUGCGCGCUGAGUGCCAGCAUAGAUGGCGUGGGCGGCGGGGACAUGGAGUUCUUGAGGCGGAUAGAGGAGCUGGCGGCGUCGGCGGGGGUGCGGACGGCGGGGUGCGGGUGGCCGCCGAGCCUGGAACAGAGCGCGAGCAGCGUCGGGCUGCCCCUGUCCCUUAGGAUUCUGAAGCGGAAGAAGCAGCAGCGGCGGCAGCAGGUGCCGCCGCGGUCGCGGUGGGACGAGCGGCUGAGCCUGGGCUCCGCCGGCGAGUCGGUGGGCCGCGCCUUCUCCUCCAUGGUGCUCAUCGUGCGGGAGCUGCAGAGCUUCGCGCUGCAGCAGAUGCUCUGCGACGACCUGCAGGCCGUCCUGGCGCGCGCCCACGGCGAGAUGCAGGACUCGUUCGUCUGGCUCUUCCAGCACAUCUUCGCCGGCACCCCGGCGCUCAUGCUCUCCCUCAUGCUCCUCCUCGCCAACUUCACCGUCCACUCGAUGAGCAACAGCGUCGCCGCCGCCGCCGUCGCACCGACCCCGCCCGCUGCCCCGGCUGCUACGGUGGUCGACACCCAGCACACCGAGCCAUCCAACCCGCGGUUCGACGCGGCUUCCGUCAAGACGUUCUCUGCUGGCCGCACUGCUUCGGUCGGUGGGGGCAGCGGGGGUGGCGGCGAUGUCCGGCCCGUCGCGGGAGCUUCCGGCGACGACCGGGGGGACGAAUCCCGCUACAGUCUAAGCCGCGUCGCACCACAGCAACUAACGCCGCUGGCGGGGACGGGCGUGGAGAAUGUCGUGCCCGGCGCCGCCGCCGUGGACGAGCAGGCCAUCUGGGAAAGGAUGGUCGCGGAGGCCUCGAGCAUGCAGGCCGAUGCGCGCGCCGACGAGUUGACGGACCCGGACGUGCUGGGGAACCUGGUCGCGCCGGUGGAGGCGGAGAUCGAGACGGAGGACGUCGGCGAGUACGCGCGGACGGAGCAAAGGUACAAGCUGGCCGUGUCCGAGGAGCCCAACAACUCGCUCAUCCUCGCCAACUUCGCCCAAUUCCUCUACAUCACGCGGAAGGACCACAAGCGGGCGGAGCACUACUUCGAGCGGGCGGUGCGGGCGGAGCCGACGGACGCGGAGGCGCUGAGCCGGUACGCGACGUUCCUGUGGAAGGCGCGGGACGACGUCGAGGCGGCGGAGGAGACGUACCAGGAGGCCAUCGCGGCCGACCCCGGCAACGCGCACUACGCCGCUGCGUACGCGCAUUUCCUCUGGAACACCGGCGGCGAGGACACGUGCUUCCCCCUCGACUGA